Molecule: messenger RNA, 498 nt
Organism: Gongylonema pulchrum
Lineage: Eukaryota; Metazoa; Nematoda; Chromadorea; Rhabditida; Gongylonematidae
Source: the annotation of a GenBank genome assembly
GCAGAGCAGGAUGCUCGCGCAUGUAUACGUAAAGGUGAUAAGAACCAUGCUGCACACCAUUUGCGGCAGAAGAAGCGGGCUCUUAGAGAAGUGGAAUCGAAAGAUAAUCAGUACCAGCGACUUCUGGAAAUGAUGCAACAGCUAGGGCAAACCAAACAGAAUAAGCAAAUUUUGGACGCUUACAAAGCUGGUGCAAACGCAUUCAAGGCAACUCUACAAAGGCAAGGCAUUUCUCCAGAGCAGGUUGACGAAACGAUGGACAGCAUUAGCGAUGCGAUGGCAACUGCUGAAGAGAUUCAGGAUGCGAUUACAGCCGGUGCACCGCAGAUUGACUCCGAUGAGCUCAGUAAAGACCUCGAAGCUGAACUGGACGCUAUCCUUGCUGAUGACACAAAAGCGGACGUUAGCACUUUGCCCGAAGUUCCGAAAGAACAGCUGGAAGCAGAGGAAGCAGAGACAAUUGCGACACGUUUGAAAAGACUACGGGAAGCAGCUUAG